AUGCUGGAACUCUCACUUAGCCCAGGCAGCGAAGAACAAAGAAGCAGGGAAAAGGAGCUACUCGAAUACUACUACAAGGUAACAGAAAAAGUAAAUCGAUCCCGAGCUGAGGCAUUCAACGACCCAUACCUAUCGACACGAGUCACCCCCAUCAGUCUGAUAUCUGGAUGCUGGGAACGCGAAGAUACUUUCUCACUGCGUGAGUCUUUGAUCAAGGUUGCCGCAUACUGGGACCAACUCCGGCAAGACGACACACCAUGCCCGCUCGACUUUAAUGUCGAUGAGCUAGCUGAACAUGAACGCGAAAGGGAACUAAUUGGGGGGCUUUCAAACAUCGUUCAGCAGUUAGAAGAAGAAGGACUUAUUCCGAUCGGAGGGAUGGUUCGACCGGAGGAGUAUGAGCAUGCCAAGAUGGUGAGUGAGUACUUUAAGAGCGAGUUUAUCAAUCUAGCCGAGGGCGAUCAACAACGGGAACUGCAUGAAAAGGUAUGGCCUUAUUAG
Molecule: messenger RNA, 501 nt
Organism: Aspergillus eucalypticola CBS 122712
Lineage: Eukaryota; Fungi; Ascomycota; Eurotiomycetes; Eurotiales; Aspergillaceae
Exons: 1
Coding region: 1-501 (166 amino acids)
Cellular component (GO): mitochondrion
Source: RefSeq, a predicted model, not a curated record